This is a messenger RNA of Periophthalmus magnuspinnatus, 3590 nucleotides long. RefSeq names its product tubulointerstitial nephritis antigen-like 1 (gene tinagl1). The transcript has 12 exons. Gene Ontology annotation, molecular function: peptidase inhibitor activity; cysteine-type peptidase activity. The record is from RefSeq and is a predicted model, not a curated record. Gene Ontology annotation, cellular component: lysosome. Gene Ontology annotation, biological process: proteolysis. The coding region runs from base 118 to 1542 and encodes 474 amino acids. Lineage: Eukaryota; Metazoa; Chordata; Actinopteri; Gobiiformes; Gobiidae.
GAGCAGACUGCAGGACAAUCUGAGAAAGACCUUUUACCCAAAGACUUCACCUGACUGUCACUUCUGAAGCAACACACAAGGAUUAUAAAAGAUAGCUUACUUCAAUUCAAGCUCACCAUGAACACCAUCCUGUUGACUGUGGCUGCGCUGCUGUUAGUGACUGGAGAGGGUACUGCAGAUAGGAUUUUGUCGAGAAGGACCAAGAGGGAACUGGCGAGCCCACUGCAUUUGAGAGGCAUCAGGGACCCGUAUGGCUCGUACUGCCAGAGGAGAGGAGGAUGCUGUCCAGGCAGAGAUGACAUGUGUACUGUACCAUAUCUGGACACCAUCUGCUACUGUGACCUCUUCUGUAACCGCACCGUGUCCGACUGCUGUCCCGACUUCUGGGGGCAUUGUCUGGGGGUGCAACCUCCUUUUAUUGGCACCUGCGAACGAAAUGGAAACAAGUUCUUAACAGGGCAAACAUACAAAGAGAACUGCAAUUUAUGUACAUGCGGUUCUACUGGGCGCUGGGAGUGUGAGCAGCACUCCUGUUUGAUGGAGGCAGACAUGAUCCAAGCAGUAAACAGAGGAAACUAUGGGUGGAGGGCUGCUAAUUACAGUCAGUUUUAUGGCAUGACACUGGAUGAGGGCAUCCGCUACAGACUGGGCACACAAAGACCCUCCAGGACUAUCCUGAACAUGAAUGAGAUACAGAUGAACAUGGAUCCCCAGAGCGAGCAACUUCCACUUUAUUUCAACUCAGUUGAGAAGUGGCCCGGGAAGAUUCAUGAGCCACUGGACCAAGGCAACUGUGCAGCAUCCUGGGCGUUCUCCACAGCAGCUGUGGCUUCAGACCGAAUCUCCAUCCAGUCCAUGGGUCACAUGACACCACAGCUGUCUCCACAGAACCUGAUUUCCUGUGACACUCGUAACCAGGGGGGCUGUGCAGGAGGACGCAUCGAUGGGGCCUGGUGGUACCUCCGUCGCAGAGGAGUGGUCACUGAAGACUGCUACCCCUACAGACCCCCUCAGCAGACCCCGGCUGAGGUGGCCCGCUGCAUGAUGCAGAGCCGAUCUGUCGGCCGGGGGAAGAGACAGGCCACACAGCGCUGUCCCAACACACACAACUACCACAAUGAUAUCUACCAGUCCACUCCUCCAUACAGGCUUUCCUCCAAUGAGAAGGAGAUUAUGAAGGAGAUUAUGGAUAAUGGCCCCGUGCAAGCUAUUAUGGAGGUGCAUGAAGACUUCUUUGUUUACAAGAGUGGCAUCUACAAGCACACAGACGUCAGCUUCACAAAACCUCCUCACUAUCGCAAACAUGGGACACACUCAGUCAGGAUCAUUGGUUGGGGAGAGGAGAGAAGAGUUGAUGGAACAAUACAAAAGUAUUGGAUUGCCGCCAACUCUUGGGGAAAGAACUGGGGUGAAAACGGCUACUUCCGAAUUGCCCGAGGUGAAAAUGAGUGUGAAAUCGAGGCUUUUGUGAUCGGCGUUUGGGGCAGAAUUACCAUGGAGGACAUGCACAACCACCAUCAUCACCAUCGCAAGCGCAAAUAAAGACAUUUUAAAUCCCCAUGAGACAUUUACCUUACGCCACAUUGACUGAGGCGAACUUUACCAGAACAGUGGAUCGACCAUGUUGCCUAGGAUACAACAUCAACCCUCUUCAGACCCUAUUACACUCUGGGGUCGCUAAAAACCUCCUUCUUCUCCCUUUAACAUGUCAACCUUCACUGCUUCCUCUGUAACUCAGUUUUUAUUGCUUCACAAACAACGCAGACAUCUCCAAAGACCCGAGUUUUAAAAGGUAAAAAAAACCCUUACCUGACAGAAAAAUUUCAAAAGGUCCAUUAUGGGCCACAGUGCUUUCGGGCUAAAUCUAUAAACCAGACAGAGGUGAGACCUGAGGGGACGGCUCAGAAAGGAGGAAAUUUGAGAGGCAGAUUGUUAGACGUGAGACAUAAAGCUAUUAGGGACACCCAGGUCUAGUGAGUAAUGUGAUAUAAUGUCAGAUAUGACCUUUGUGGCAUGGGGCUGUCAUUCAAACACAAGCACAGUUGCCUCUUUCGCUCAAUUUAACACUCACCAUUGAGUUAACUGUAACUCCAGGCAGCACUCUCUCACACUCGGCCUUUGAGAGCAGGAUUUUCACUUUGACCAAUAAUCAAACAAGAAGUCUUAAAUAUUUUUUACUCAAAUCAGUUGAAUUUAUAAUAUAUGGCACUGUUUUAACUAUUUGACUGAUCAUAGAGGCAGUUAUUUUCAAAAGGUUUUAUUAUUUAAAAAAAAUGUUGAGAAAACAUCAGUUUGGUCCAGUCUGGUCUAAUUCCAAUUUAAACUUUCCACUAUAUUUAAGACCAAUGUAAAGGUACAUUAUGUAACUUUUCUGGUUGAGGGUCUGCCCCCUGCUUCUCACCAUGGAUUUGUUAUUGCUUUACCUGGAAUUUUCCACAGUAUGGCAUUAAACUUAAACAGUAUCCAUGGAGAAAAGUAGGUUACUCCAGACAGCCAAGUAUACAGACCAGAUCUGUGAAGAUGCAAACCAGCUCGCAGUCAGAAUGCAAGGUGCAAGACACAUAUAUUUAAUGCCAUACUGUUGAACAUUACAGACAAAGUGAAAUCUUCAUGGAAACAAGCAGGUCGCAGAUCCUCUACCUAAAAAGUUACAUAGUGUGCCUUUAAAAUAUCAUUACAAUUGUUACUGUUUGCUUGUUUGAAAAGUUGUAUUUUAAUUUUUAUGUUUGUAUAUACUGUUGUAGCUAUAACAGCGCUUUCUACGUUAUUUGACCAGUGCUGCUAAAGUCUUUCUUUACUUAUCACAAUAUUUCAAACCAGCAUUUGCCAGGUCAAGAUAAAGCAUACAGAUGCUCUAUAUUUUGUUUACAAGCACCCACAUCCACAUAAUGCUUAUUGCUGGAAACAUUUUCUUCCUUAUCACAGCGUCUAUAAAGUUUUUAUUGGAGGCUAAUUGAAGUCUCAACUGGUAUAUUAUUACCCCUCACUGUAAAUUACAUAUUCGCUGUAACUUCAAAACACCUUCUCAUUUCUGUAAAAUUCUGGCUCAGAUCAGUUGAAAUUUGAGACGAUGUGCACAUUCAUUCAAAUUUUGUGUGUAAAAUAUUGUGUGUGAUCAUUUUUGAAUGUUUUAGCUUUAGCUGUCACGCAUUUCAAAACUGUUUUAUGUCGAUGCUGAUUAAAAAUACAGCUCUGUGGUGCUUCUUUAUAUUUACAUAUAACUGUAUGGUCUGACCUGAUACAGACGUCAUCACAAACUCAAACCAAAGGUGCAUCCUCCAUCUUUUCAUCCUCUGUUUUUUGGACCAAACUUAAUGUAACGCAGUGACGUUUUCAUUAUAUGGUGUUAUAUAGUGACAGAAACAGGAUCAGUAGCACUGUUCACCCACUGCAAAGCUCUCUCACUCCAGCUGUGUUUUUCCACAAAGCAUAAUGUGAAACGACUGCUUCAUAGCCACUGACUUAUUUAUAAAACAUGUAAAUUAUCUGCUUUUGUCCUAUUUCUGUUGUGCAUAUUUGUCAGUGAUUGAGAUACACAUGGAAUAAACUGUCUCAAAAAAUUGAAUAAACUGUCUCAAAAACAAAUUGAA